Molecule: messenger RNA, 2723 nt
Organism: Raphanus sativus (radish)
Lineage: Eukaryota; Viridiplantae; Streptophyta; Magnoliopsida; Brassicales; Brassicaceae
Product: probable methyltransferase PMT24
Exons: 9
Coding region: 263-2536 (757 amino acids)
Cellular component (GO): cytoplasm; endosome; trans-Golgi network
Molecular function (GO): methyltransferase activity
Source: RefSeq, a predicted model, not a curated record
UAUUUUAAGGCCGCAACCCACUCACUCACUACAACUACAGAGUAAAGAGUACUAUGAUUUGCUUCACCACUUGUUGUAGAUCAUAGACUCUCACUUGCUCUUUCUACUAGAUCGGGAUCUGGACCCCUUUCUCUUACACGCUUCUCUCUCAGCUGAUAAAGUUGCAAUCUUUUUGCGGGAGAUCUGAGAUUGCCAAUCCCUUUCUCUCUGGUGCAUGUGAGUGACUAGGGAUUGUUGCCUUGGGUCUGUCUAUAGGAGCAACAUGGCAAUGGGGAAGUAUUCUCGUGUGGACGGGAAGAAGUCAUCAGGCCAUGGCUUUACCAUUACCAUAGUCUUAGUUGUUUCUCUCUGUUUGGUUGGGGCUUGGAUGUUCAUGUCUUCAUGGUCUGCUCCAACCGAGGCUGUUGACUUCUCUUCUAGCCACACUGCAAAAGAUGUGGAUACUAGUACCACAAACGAAGAAGUUGACCGAGGAGGUUCCAAGAGCUUUUCUGAUGAGAAGAGUGAGGUUGUGACAGAGAGCAAAGAAGAGAAGCCUGAUCCUGAGAGCUCCGGUGAGGAGAAGACGGAGCAGCAGGUUGAGGAGAAAAAGGAGUUUGAAGACAAGAACGGUGAAGGAGAUAGAAAGGAUGGAGAUGGUGAGUCAGAAAGUGAUGAAACCAAGCAAAAGGAGAAAACACAACUUGAAGAGAGCUCAGAAGAAAACAAAUCAGAGGAUGGUAAUGGAGCAGAAGAGAAUGCUGGUGAAUCUGAAGAGAACACCGAGAAAAAGACAGAGAAAAGCACUGAUGAAACUGAAGAGAACACUGAGAAGAAGACAGAAGAAAGCACUGGUGACCAGGCUGAGAUUACAAAGGAGUCAAGCACCGGAAGUGGAGCUUGGUCUACCCAAUUGGUUGAGUCGCAGAACGAGAAGAAAGCACAAGUGUCGUCAAUCAAAUGGAAAGUCUGCAACGUGACAGCUGGACCAGACUACAUCCCUUGCCUUGACAACUGGCAAGCUAUCAGGAAGCUUCAUUCCACUAAGCAUUAUGAACAUCGUGAGAGGCAUUGUCCUGAGGAAUCUCCAACCUGCCUUGUUUCUCUUCCCGAAGGGUACAAGCGAUCGAUCAAAUGGCCUAAGAGCAGAGAAAAGAUCUGGUACAACAACAUUCCUCACACCAAGCUUGCACAAGUCAAAGGACAUCAAAACUGGGUGAAGAUGAGUGGCGAACACUUAACAUUCCCUGGUGGUGGUACUCAGUUCAAAAACGGUGCUCUUCACUACAUUGAUUUCGUCCAAGAGUCGUAUCCUGAUAUUGCUUGGGGAAACAGAACCCGUGUUAUACUGGAUGUUGGGUGUGGUGUUGCUAGCUUCGGAGGAUACCUUUUCGACAGAGAUGUGCUUGCCUUGUCAUUUGCACCCAAAGAUGAACACGAGGCGCAGGUGCAGUUUGCUUUGGAACGUGGUAUCCCUGCAAUGUCAAAUGUUAUGGGAACCAAGAGGUUACCUUUCCCAGGAUCUGUUUUCGACCUUAUCCAUUGUGCUCGUUGUAGAGUCCCUUGGCAUAUUGAAGGUGGUAAACUACUUUUGGAAUUGAACCGUGCAUUGAGACCUGGUGGUUUCUUUGUCUGGUCGGCGACUCCGGUUUAUAGGAAGACCGAAGAAGACGUUGGCAUAUGGAAAGCUAUGUCGAAGCUAACAAAGGCAAUGUGCUGGAAACUAAUGACGAUUAAGAAAGAUAAACUGAAUGAAGUUGGUGCUGCCAUUUACCAAAAGCCAAUGUCGAAUGAUUGCUACAACCAAAGAUCUCAAAAUGAGCCACCUCUCUGCAAAGACUCUGAUGAUCAAAACGCCGCUUGGAAUGUUCCACUUGAGGCAUGUAUGCACAAAGUGACAGAGGAUUCAUCAAAACGGGGAGCAGCUUGGCCUGAGAGUUGGCCAGAGAGAGUAGAGACGGUUCCUCAGUGGUUGGAUUCUCAGGAAGGUGUGUAUGGAAAACCUGCACAAGAGGAUUUCACAGCAGACCAAGAACGUUGGAAGACGAUUGUUUCCAAGUCAUACCUCAACGGUAUGGGAAUCGAUUGGUCUUAUGUGAGAAAUGUGAUGGACAUGAGAGCUGUCUAUGGAGGUUUUGCUGCUGCUUUGAAGGAUCUGAAACUGUGGGUGAUGAAUGUGGUUCCUAUCGACUCAGCUGAUACGCUUCCAAUUAUAUACGAACGUGGUUUGUUUGGAAUAUACCAUGACUGGUGCGAAUCAUUCAGCACUUACCCUCGAACUUACGACCUUCUUCAUGCUGAUCAUCUUUUCUCUGCUCUGAAAAAGAGGUGCAACUUGGUGUCGGCAAUGGCUGAAGUGGACAGGAUUCUUAGACCACAAGGAACUUUUAUAGUAAGAGAUGACAUGGAAACAAUAGGAGAAAUAGAGAAGAUGGUGAAAUCGAUGAAAUGGAAUGUAAGAAUGACACAUUCCAAAGAUGGAGAAGGAGUGCUCUCUGUUCAGAAGUCAGUGUGGCGUCCUACAGAGGUCGAGGCAAUUACAUCGGCAAUAGUCUAAGAGGUGAAGGAAACAAAGAAAAAGAAGAAGAAGAAGACAUGUUGGUUUUUAAUUUUAUUAUAGUUGUAUGAUUAAAGUUGUUUCUUUUAUGAUCACAUUGAUUGGUCCAAUACUUGUAUCCUUUUUCCUUUGCAUCGACAAAAAUUGUAUGCAAGACAAUUAUCUCAAAACUGUAAACUUAUGAGUU